This is a messenger RNA of Bombyx mandarina (wild silkworm), 879 nucleotides long. Its product is annotated as tRNA-splicing ligase complex subunit ASW. The record is from RefSeq and is a predicted model, not a curated record. Lineage: Eukaryota; Metazoa; Arthropoda; Insecta; Lepidoptera; Bombycidae. Gene Ontology annotation, cellular component: tRNA-splicing ligase complex. Gene Ontology annotation, biological process: embryonic morphogenesis.
AUCACGUAGUCUACCUGAUUUGGCACGGCACUAGCACUGUGUGUGAAUGGUGUUGGUGUGGGAUGGAAUUUAAAAUUCGAUAUUUUGUUAUGUAGAUACCGGUAAAUAAUAUUAUGCGUAGGAGCUAUAAAACUUCAAAUAAUCUCAGUUUCAAUGUUGCACGUAAUUAAACCUUCCUCUUUAACGUCGGAAAAACAAUGGCUGUUCCUCACGAAAUGCUUUUACAUCCAGAACUAUUGAGUAAUGAACAACUAACCCACAUAAUAGAACAGAGACAUUUGAGAAUUGAUGGGAUAGAAAAAAUGCCGAGAGAUGACUUAUUGGACUUAUUUCAUCAAUACUGCGUUCCGUACGGACAAAGAAAAUACCGGGAUUCUGGAAGAGGUAAAAUAUUGAAUAGAACUCGUCAUAUCAGUCCGGAGCCAUCGCAAUCUUUAAAUAAAAUCAAAGAAACUAGACACACUACAUUUGAGCGAAUCAAACCCCCUCCUGAUUUAUUAUCAGGUCACAUGAAACGGAUAAAGCUAGAAAAUGUAACAACAAAGUGCUCACACAUGAAUAGUAAUAAUCAUAAAAGGAAAAUCAUCAAUGAUCCUAACUCUGAGCCUAUUCAAGCAAAAAAAGAAAGAAAAGUAAUAACAUGGCCUUAAAGCAAAUCAAUUUAAAAGAAAUCAGGCAGCACAAUAAGAUACAUUAAUGAAGAUGUUCAAAAUGCUCAGGAGAUCUGAAGCAUUCAACAGGAUCUCAAAAAUAAUAUUGCCAUGUCAUUGACACAAUAUAUUGUGAUGUAUCAGAAACUAUGCAAUUUCUUUGUUCUCAGUCUAUUUAAUGAUGAUGAAGUUUAUACACAUAAGAUAUUAAUUUAAGUUCAAUUUUAUA